GGUAAAUAAUCCUGCCUUUACAUAAAGUUACAGUGUGAAUCUUCUAUCGAUGUGGUGUCUAAAGAGUUCGAUGCUCCGUUUUGCAAAGCAAAUUGCACAUAAAGAGGUGGCGAGAUCAAUAAGCAGUGCUGCUGCAGUGCAAAAUGCGCCACUACAUGGUAUCCGAAUUCUGGACCUUACCAGAAUAGUGGCAGGUCCCUACUGCACCAUGAUUUUAGGAGAUUUGGGUGCUGAAGUGCUAAAAAUUGAAAAACCAGGCCGUGGAGAUGAAGCUCGAAUUUGGGGUCCUCCAUUUGUGGGUGACACCAAAGAGUCCUGCUAUUUUAUUACAUUUAAUCGCAACAAGAAAAGCGUUUGUGUUAACAUACAAUCUGAAGAAGGCAGAAACAUUCUGUACGAACUGGCCAAAGUGUCUGACAUUCUAGUCGAAAACUACGUGCCAGGCAAAUUGGAUUCCUUGCAGUUGGGUUAUGAGCAUUUUUAUGAAAUAGCCCCUCACUUAAUCUACUGUUCCAUAACAGGCUUUGGAUCUAAAGGUCCGUAUAGUAAAAGACCCGGCUAUGAUGUGAUCGCAGCUUCAAUAGGCGGACUUUUACACAUAACUGGCCCUGAAAACGGCGAACCUUGCAAAACUGGAGUGGCUUUAAUUGAUCUGUCUACAGGUUUGUAUGCCCAUGGCGCAAUCUUAGCAGCCUUGUUAAAGCGAGCAAAGACAGGAAAGGGGCAAAAGAUUGACUGCGAUCUUCUCUCGACCGAAUUGUCAACAUUAAUCAACAUCGGUUCCAACUACCUCAAUGCAGGCAAAGAGGCAACACGAUGGGGCACUGCCCAUGAAAGCAUUGUGCCUUAUCAAGCCUUUCCAACGCAAGACGGUUACUACACAAUUGGCACGGGCUCAGAUAAACAGUUUGUUGAGUUCUGCCGGCUUAUCAAUCACAAGGAACUAGCAGACGAUCCCAAAUUCCUUACCAAUGAAGUUAGAGUGAAAAACAGACUAGAACUAAUUGAAAUAAUCGGCAGGGCUUUAUCUGCAAAGACCAAUAGCGAGUGGGCAGACGUUUUUGCAAGUUCGUCCUUUCCAAAUGGCCCCGUGAACGACCUGAGGGCUACUUUUAACGAUCCCCACGUGAAAAGCGUUGAUAUUGUGAAAACUCUGAACCAUUCAACGGCAGGAGAAAUCAGAGUUGUUGGUCCUGCUGUGACUUACAGCGAGGGAGGCAAUGAAAUUAGAACCCCGCCUCCAGUUUUAGGCCAACACACCGAAGAAGUGUUGUCAGGAGUAUUGGGCUACGAUACAAAAAAGAUACGGGAAUUGAGAGAAAUGAAAAUUAUUAGUUAAGCAAAAAUUGUGUAAUUUUUCAAUACAGCGUGUAAAUUGUUGAAAAUUAUAUUCUCAGUUGUUUUGUAA
Molecule: messenger RNA, 1408 nt
Organism: Dendroctonus ponderosae (mountain pine beetle)
Lineage: Eukaryota; Metazoa; Arthropoda; Insecta; Coleoptera; Curculionidae
Product: succinate--hydroxymethylglutarate CoA-transferase
Exons: 2
Coding region: 50-1339 (429 amino acids)
Molecular function (GO): catalytic activity
Source: RefSeq, a predicted model, not a curated record